GUUCGCGAUCAGUUAAAACAGCUUGUUGUCUACAGUAAACUGUUUUACAGCCGGUUUUCGGGUUAUAAACAUCGUAGAAGUUGGCACCUUUGAAACGCUUUGAAUUUUUUAAAUUUAAAAAGUCCAGUAUCAAGCGCAUUAUUUCUUAAAUCGAAUGUACAGCAAAAAUCGUCGAAAAAAGUUUGUGUUUCAUCGAGGUUUUUAAAGGAAUAAAAAAACUGUACGAUGCCGGAACGUUUCAAAGUUUCCCGGGCGGAAGAGGCGAAUAAUUACAAUAGUUUUAACGAUACACAAGAAGACUCCCAGUUUAGUAGUUACAGUGAUCCAAAAGACGACCAAAGAAUUAAAGAAAAACUCUUACCGCAACAGAGCCAAUACACAGGUCAUGACGAGCCGUACGAUCUUUACUAUGACACCGAAGAUGAACAAGAACGUCCUAGAAUUAGCACUUUUGUUCAAUCUUUGGCCAACUACUCAAAUACCAUUCCUCCUCCAUCCAACGAUCCGGACGCACCAGCUCAACCAAAAAAGGGUGCUCAGAUGGGCACCCUAGUCGGUGUCUACCUACCCUGCAUCCAAAACAUUUUCGGUGUUAUAUUGUUUAUUCGUUUGACUUGGGUUGUUGGUACAGCAGGUGUUAUCUGUGGCUGGAUGAUUGUUUUUACUUGUUGUUGUGUUACUAUGUUAACUGCUAUAUCCAUGUCAGCGAUAGCUACCAACGGCGUGGUGCCGGGCGGAGGAAGUUACUUCAUGAUAUCCAGAUCCAUAGGGCCCGAGUUUGGUGGAGCCGUAGGUAUGUUGUUCUAUACAGGCACUACCCUGGCUGGUGCCAUGUACAUUGUUGGAGCAGUCGAAAUUGUCUUGGUGUAUAUGGCACCAAGUCUAACGCUUUUUGGUGAAAUAUCAGACGAUACAGUGAAAUUUAACAAUUUUCGUGUUUAUGGUAGCGCUUUAUUGGUUGUUAUGGGUUUGAUAGUUUUUGUUGGCGUUAAGUUUGUCAACAAAUUUGCCACUGUUGCCUUGGCCUGCGUAAUAUUCUCUAUUAUUGCUGUCUAUGUCGGAGUUUUCUACAAUUUCAACGGCAGCGAUAAACUUUACAUGUGUGUAUUAGGAAACCGUUUACUCAAACUAGACGAUCUAAGCGAAUGUCACAGAAAUACGACUGGGCCUUUAUACAAAACCUUUUGUCCUAAUAACGUAUGCGAUUCAUACUGGCUAACGCACAAUCUCACCGUGGAAAAGGGCAUAAAAGGAUUAGCUUCUGGAGUAUUUUUCGAAAACAUUUUCCACAGUUUCCUCGAGCAAGGGCAGUUCAUCGCCAAAGGAAACCAGCCUCAAGACGUAGAUAACUUAGAAGAUAAUAACUAUUCGCAGGUGAUGGUCGACAUCACUACUAGCUUCACUAUCCUUAUAGGAAUAUUCUUCCCUUCUGUGACGGGCAUUAUGGCAGGGUCAAACCGUUCUGGUGAUCUAAAAGACGCACAAAAAUCAAUACCUAUCGGUACUAUAUGUGCCAUAUUGACUACUUCUACCGUUUAUCUAUCGUCGGUGGUAUUAUUCGCCGGUACCGUAGACAAUUUACUUUUAAGAGACAAGUUUGGUAGCUCUAUAGGAGGACGACUGGUGGUAGCUAACAUCGCGUGGCCCAACCAAUGGGUCAUUCUGAUUGGUUCGUUUCUCUCGACCUUGGGUGCUGGUCUUCAGUCUUUGACCGGGGCUCCUCGCUUGCUCCAGGCCAUCGCCAAAGACGAGAUCAUACCGUUCCUGGCACCCUUCUCCGUAUCAUCUUCACGAGGCGAACCUACCAGAGCCCUAAUUAUCACUUUGAUAAUCUGCGAGUGCGGAAUUCUUCUGGGCAACGUGGACGUCCUUGCUCCGCUACUGUCCAUGUUCUUUUUGAUGUGUUAUGGGUUCGUCAACCUAGCUUGUGCCUUGCAAACGUUACUUAAGACUCCAAACUGGAGACCGCGAUUUAAGUAUUACCAUUGGUUCCUUUCGUUUCUUGGAUUGUCUCUCUGCAUCGCAGUCAUGUUCAUGUCGUCUUGGUACUUGGCUCUGCUGGCCUUAGGAAUGGCUGGAGUCAUAUACAAAUACAUCGAGUACAGAGGAGCAGAGAAGGAAUGGGGCGAUGGUAUACGAGGACUGGCCCUGUCUGCAGCGAGAUUUUCUUUGCUUCGAUUGGAAGAAGGACCUCCUCACACGAAGAAUUGGCGUCCUCAAAUCCUUCUGCUCAUCAAAAUGACUCCGGAACUGCAAAUCGAGCAUCGAAAAUACGUUUCCUUCGUUUCCCAACUGAAAGCGGGCAAGGGCUUGACGAUUUGCGCAUCUGUCGUUGGAGGGGAUUAUACAGAAUCGGCUGCUGAAGCUGCCGAAGCCAAACAAACCCUUCAAACUGUGAUGCAGGAAGAACGAGUGAAAGGUUUUGCGGAAAUUCUGAUGGCUAAACAGGUUUCCGAAGGAUUGUGUAACUUGAUACAAACGGUUGGAUUGGGCGGUCUAAAACCUAACACGGUCAUCCUGAGCUGGCCAUAUGGUUGGAGGGAAGACGCAGACGAAGAGCAAUGCUUCGAACAAACAGUAAGAACAUUAACGGCCGCCAAAAUGGCACUCCUCAUCCCCAGAGGAAUUGACUUUUAUCCAGACAAUACGCAGAAAAUCAAUGGCAAUAUCGAUAUUUGGUGGAUAGUACAUGACGGAGGCUUGCUGAUGCUGAUUCCGUUCUUAUUGAAGCAGCAUCGCACAUGGAAAAACUGCAAAUUACGUAUAUUCACCGUGGCUCAAUUCAACGACAACUCUAUACAAAUGAAAAAGGAUUUGAAGCAGUUCUUGUAUCAUCUCAGGAUUGAAGCAGACGUCGAAGUUGUUGAAAUGUCGGACAAAGACAUAUCAGCGUAUGCUUACGAAAGAACAUUAGUCAUGGAGCAACGUACUCAGAUGCUCAGGGAACUGCAGUUGAACAAGAAGGAAAGUUUAGGAGUGACGCUUACUAACGGACUAGAAGAAACUCUACUGGUGCAGUCGGUAGUAGAUCAACAUCACACGAUUGAAAAAACUCCAUCGAAGGUACGAUUCGAAGAACCGAACCCGAAUAACAAAAACGAAAAUUCUACCGAACCCAGCGUUGAACCUACAAACGAGCCUAAGGAAGAUUGCGAAAAUAACACAACGGAAAAAGAAGACGGUGCAUCGGAAAAAGAAAGCCUGAAAGCCCAUAAUAACAGUGACAGUAUCAAUUCUAAAGAAGACGAGAGCGUGUCACUGGAAGCGGACACUUUGAGAAGGGUCCACACUGCAAUGAGGCUCAAUGAAACCAUUAGAUCUAUGUCAAAAGACUCACAACUUGUGAUUUUGAAUUUGCCAAGUCCACCAAAGAGUCCUAAGCCAGGAAAACAAACUUAUUAUUUGGAUUUCCUGGAAGUAUUAUCGGAAGGUAUGGAAAAAGUCCUUAUGGUGAGAGGUGGUGGUCAAGAAGUAAUCACAAUAUACUCAUAAUCCUGCAUGUAAUACUGUGAAAAUGUGGGAUUAACCAUUAGCCUAGCGGGCUAAAAUACAAAAGAAAAACCAAAAGCGACAACGGGGAGAGUAUCUAUAAAAAGUAAAACAAAGUUUUAGAUAAGAUGUUUACAGUAUUUCAAAAAAUAAAUAAAUAAAUAAAUAUAUAUACAUAUACUAGGAAGUUAAAAUAAAAAGGAAUAGUGAUUAUAACCAAAGAAAAAAAUUAUUUAUUCUUUCUAAUGUUAGAAAAUGUAUUAUUCCGAAGACUAAUAGAGUUUCCGUUUAAAUAAGGAACUUCAUCGUCUUCAUCGUGAUUCUUUAUCCUCAUAGCUGUUUUAAAUCAAAAUGAUUGUUCCAUGAAGUGCUCAUUUUUCUACAAAAAAAAACUAUACCGGCCGAUUUUAGUGAUUCGAACGAAUUUUCCCUGAAUAAACUGAAAAAAUCGAUGCUUCAAAGUAAUUUAAUGUGAUUGGCGUCUUUUUUAAUAAAAAUAAAUAAAAGAAAAUAAUAAUAUUAACUAAUAGCGAGGCGCAAGGAGAAUAAUAGCGAUGUAAUCAAUACGGCGUGAUUUGCAAAGAGUUUUAUUACGAGUUAUCACGAUAACUAAAACUAAAACUGACACUUUACCAUCAACUUAAAAAGAUUUCCCUUUUCAUUCCAAAGGAUCGUUGCUUUUGUGGGAAUAUUUAAAAAGAUAUUGUUGGCCUUAUUUUAUCCCAACUUUUGCAAUUUUUUGUUUACACGCUAGGAAAGAACUAGGUAAAUACGAAUGUUUAUAUAAACUUUCUCAAGCUAUCUCUAUUUACCUAAUAUGAUACAUGACCGACAAUUGUAACGCCUUUUACAGUCAGUUUUAAAUUAAUAUUGCAGUCGUUUUCAGAAUAGUAAAGUGUCGGGAGUUAGUUGAGAAUAUUUUGAUUGAUUUAUUUUAAUAAAUAAUAAUGGGACUCAUUUUACAGGUUAUAUAUACUAUCUUAGACUGUUAGAAUCUAGUCGAAAAAAAGUGCAUUUCUCAAUCCAUCUAAGUCAAGGUGCAUUUACAUUUGAUAAAAAUCUGUUUGAAUUAGAAUAAACCUCCUUAUUUCUUAGUUUAUGUUAGUUAAUAUGUAUCACUGUUAUCUGAAUUGAACUACAUAAUAGAGAAAAUUGUUUGUUGAGUAUUAAAAAUCAAUUUCCUAAACCACAAUUUAGUUAGUUGACCUAAAAUUAUGAAAUUAAAUGUACUUGAACAUUCCUUAUUUCAUUUCUUAAUAAUAUUCAUCUAUACAGGGUAUACAGUCUUCAGUAACUGCAAAUAUUUUCAGGGCUGGCAGAUCUGGAUAAAAGAAACAUAUUUUCUCUGUACAAAUAAACCCAAUAUA
Molecule: messenger RNA, 4856 nt
Organism: Sitophilus oryzae (rice weevil)
Lineage: Eukaryota; Metazoa; Arthropoda; Insecta; Coleoptera; Curculionidae
Gene: kcc
Product: solute carrier family 12 member 6
Exons: 15
Coding region: 226-3492 (1088 amino acids)
Biological process (GO): chloride transmembrane transport; cell volume homeostasis; chloride ion homeostasis
Cellular component (GO): membrane
Molecular function (GO): potassium:chloride symporter activity
Source: RefSeq, a predicted model, not a curated record